Drosophila biarmipes is the source of this 652-nucleotide messenger RNA. RefSeq lists its product as uncharacterized. The coding region runs from base 93 to 392 and encodes 99 amino acids. The record is from RefSeq and is a predicted model, not a curated record. Lineage: Eukaryota; Metazoa; Arthropoda; Insecta; Diptera; Drosophilidae. The transcript is spliced from 2 exons.
UUUACCAACACUGGAAAUUUGGCGUCUACGAAAGUGCUGCAUUUUCUUUUUGUCACUUUGAAAUAGAGUUUUCACAAUUUCCCAGCCAAACCAUGUCGCCUAAGACAAAGAAAAUGGUCGUCAAGAUCCCACGGCACCCGUACUUCAACGUGCAGGGCGAGCGCAGUGUGGAGCGCGAGGUGGAGUACCAGGUGCGAAAGUGUCGCGUGAAUUUGGAGCGCAUAAAAUCGUCGAACACCCCGAAUUCUCGACCUUUCCCUUUGAAGCCGAAGCCCAAAAGGUGCAUUGUCCGCGUGGCCCGGCUGCCGGACGUAGAGCGCAGCGAGAUUUCCGUAACCCCGGCCAGUUCCAUAAUGAACUCGGACAUCGACGAGGGUAAUUCCAGCGAAUAGAAGCAAUCAAUGACCGGUCCUAAUCAUCACCCAUCCUAAUCUAAGAUAUAUUGGUUUCUCCUAUCCGGUUAACUACACGAUCAAUAACGCAACCAGUAAUCAGACCCAUUUUAACCGGAAGAAGUCAUUACUUGUAUUUAAUGUAACAAUCAAAAACCAUUAAUUCCUGACGAUUAUUUUACCAUAAAAUAUGUGCACGAAUAGCACACUCCUUUGUGCUAACGAGACUCGAUUCAUUAAAUAAAUUUCGUCAAUGCAAA